Messenger RNA from Saccharomyces kudriavzevii IFO 1802, 2970 nucleotides. It is a transcript of the gene CYM1, whose product is annotated as pitrilysin family metalloprotease. Gene Ontology annotation, biological process: protein processing. Gene Ontology annotation, cellular component: mitochondrial matrix. Bases 1 to 2970 code for a protein of 989 amino acids. Gene Ontology annotation, molecular function: metal ion binding. The record is from RefSeq and is a predicted model, not a curated record. NCBI's taxonomy places the organism in Eukaryota, Fungi, Ascomycota, Saccharomycetes, Saccharomycetales, Saccharomycetaceae. The transcript has a single exon.
AUGUUGCGUUUCCAGCGAUUUGCAUCUUCGUAUGCACAGGCACAGUCGGUUAGAAGAUAUCCAGUUGGAGGUAUACUACAUGGCUAUGAGGUGAGAAGGAUACUGCCCAUCCCAGAGCUGAGACUCACGGCGGUGGAUCUGGUACAUCUGCAAACAGGAGCCGAACAUUUGCACAUUGAUAGGGAUGACAAGAACAAUGUAUUCAGCAUUGCAUUCAAGACCAACCCACCUGACGCCACCGGUGUACCCCAUAUUCUGGAGCAUACAACGUUGUGCGGGUCUGUGAAGUACCCAGUUAGAGACCCCUUCUUCAAGAUGUUGAAUAAGUCAUUGGCGAAUUUUAUGAAUGCUAUGACAGGGCCAGAUUACACAUUUUUCCCCUUUUCCACUACAAAUCCUCAAGAUUUUGCUAACUUAAGAGGCGUUUAUUUAGAUUCCACUUUAAAUCCGCUACUGAAACAAGAAGAUUUCGACCAGGAGGGUUGGAGGUUGGAGCAUAAGAAUGUUACGGACCCGGACAGCAACAUUGUAUUUAAAGGGGUUGUUUAUAAUGAAAUGAAAGGUCAGAUAUCCAAUGCUAAUUACUAUUUCUGGAGCAAGUUCCAGCAGUCCAUUUACCCCUCUCUGAAUAAUUCCGGUGGAGAUCCGAUGAAAAUUACAGACUUGAAGUACAACGACCUCUUGGAUUUUCAUCACAGGAAUUAUCACCCCUCCAACGCAAAAACUUUUACAUACGGUAAUUUACCGUUAGUGGAGACAUUGAAAUGUUUAAAUCAACAGUUUGCUGGAUAUGGAAAGAGGGCACGCAAAAAUAAAUUGCUUUUGCCUAUCGAUUUGAAGGAAAAUUUAGAUGUCAAAUUAUCGGGUCAAAUAGAUACCAUGCUUCCGCCAGAAAAGCAAUUAAAAUCCUCGAUGACAUGGAUAUGUGGAGCGCCGCAGGAUACAUAUAAGACUUUCUUGCUGAAGGUGUUGGGAAGCCUAUUAAUGGACGGCCACUCUUCCGUGAUGUACCAAAAACUAAUAGAAUCAGGAAUUGGUUUGGAAUUCUCCGUAAACUCCGGCGUUGAGCCAACUACAGCUGUGAAUCUGCUGACUGUAGGUGUUCAGGGAGUGAAUAAUAUUCAAGUAUUUAAGGAAACUGUGAACAGUAUAUUCCAGCAACUGUUAGAAACAGAACAUCCAUUUGACCGCAGACGUAUAGAAGCGAUAAUCCAACAACUGGAACUAUCUAAGAAGGAUCAAAAGGCUGAUUUUGGUCUUCAAUUACUAUACUCCACACUACCUGGUUGGACAAACAAAAUUGAUCCUUUUGAGAGUUUGCUGUUUGAAGAUGUUUUGCAAAAAUUCAGAAAGGACUUAAAAACCAAGGGUGAUACUUUAUUCCAGGAUUUAAUACGGGAAUAUAUUAUUGAUAAGCCAUGUUUCACGUUUUCUAUUCAAGGUUCUGAAGACUUCUCCAAGUCUCUGGAAGAUGAAGAGCAAACGAGGUUAAAGGAAAAAAUCUCUACUUUAGAUGAACAAGACAGAAAAAGCAUUUUUGAACGUGGCAUAUUAUUGCAGGAGAAACAAAACGAAAAAGAAAAUUUAUCGUGUCUGCCCACCUUACAAAUAAAAGACAUUCCAAGGACUGGUGAUAAAUACUUCAUUGAUGAGAAGAACAUCACAAUGUCCAGAAUUACUGAUACCAAUGGUAUAACAUACAUCAGAGGUAAACGUUUAUUAAAUGAUAUGAUUCCAUACGAACUCUUUCCAUACUUGCCCCUUUUUGCUGAAUCGUUGACUAAUAUAGGAACGACGAAGGAACCGUUCAGUGAGAUAGAAGAUCAAAUAAAAUUGUAUACUGGCGGCAUCUCGACGCAUGUGGAAGUCACACCUGAUCCUAACACUACGGAACCUCAUUUGAUUUUUGGGUUUGAUGGGUGGUCUUUAAAUUCUAAAAGUGAUCAUAUUUUUGAAUUCUGGUCUAAAAUCUUGCUAGAAACUGACUUCCGUAAAAACAGUGACAAACUAAAGGUCCUUAUUCGGCUACUAGCAUCUUCAAAUACAUCUUCUGUGGCGGAUGUUGGCCACUUAUUUGCAAAAGGGUAUUCUGCUGCCCAUUAUAGAUCAAGUGGAGCUAUUAAUCAAACAUUGCAUGGCGUCAAACAAUUGCAGUUUAUCAAUAAACUGCAUAAUCUACUAGAAAAUGAAGAAACAUUUCAGAGGGAAGUCGUCGAUAAGCUGAUUGAAUUACAGAAGUAUAUUAUAAAUUCCAAGGACAUGAUGUUCUUUGUCACUUCAGACUCUGAUGCUCAAGCGCAAUUGGUAGAAACUCAGAUUUCAAAAUUCAUAAAGAAGCUACCUAACGACAAGCGCUCACUUAAUGGACCAAAGACAUCAGACUACCCUCUGAUCGAAUCGAAAGGUAAACCAACUUUGAUAAAGUUCCCAUUUCAAGUUCAUUAUACCUCGCAGGCUUUAUUGGGUGUACCAUACGCACAUAAGGAUGGCGCUGCACUGCAAGUUAUGUCAAACAUGUUGACGUUCAAACACUUGCACAGAGAAAUAAGAGAAAAGGGUGGCGCUUAUGGUGGUGGCGCCUCUUAUAGCGCCUUAGCGGGCAUCUUUAGCUUCUAUUCCUAUAGAGAUCCUCAGCCCUUGAACAGCUUAGAAUGUUUCAAAAGUAGUGGACAGUACGUAUUGGACGAUGCUAAAUGGGGUAUGACGGACCUUGACGAGGCGAAAUUGACAAUCUUUCAACAGGUAGACGCACCUACGAGCCCCAAAGGUGAAGGUGUGAUGUACUUUAUGUCUGGUGUAACGGAUGAUAUGAAACAGGCAAGAAGAGAACAGCUUUUGGACGUAUCCCUUCUAGAUAUUCAUAGAGUCACCGAAAAGUAUUUGUUGAACAAAGAAGGAGUGAGCACUUUGAUUGGACCGGCAAUUGAAGGCAAGACAGUUUCACCUAAGUGGGAGAUCAAGGAACUGUAG